AUGGCUCAUAACAGAUCAAACUUUAGUUUUCCUCGUCCACAACAUCCAACGCUUUCCUACCUUCUAAAUCUCUCAGAUUUUCUUCUUGAAAAGGUCACAAUUGGCUUCUCUGCUUCAACGGGGCUUUCCAACCAGAUGCACAAUCUUAUCUCAUGGAAUUUCUCAAGCCAAACUAGUUGGAGUCAUGAUAAAGAGAGACUUUCCAUUAUAAUCAUCUCUCUAGUGGCCGUGUUCGUGGCUGUGGUCGCGGUUAUACUUAUCAUAGGCGUUGGAGUCUACAGGCUUAACUAUAAGAAAAGAGUAACAUCAGAUAGAGACUUACACAUGCCAGAUCCCAGCGAUCUGAAGAGUCAUGAAGUCUUAGAAAGAGUUGACGAGGAGACAAAUCCCAAUAGAAGCCCUCGGGUGUACAGUUAUGAAGAACUAAGUAGAGCGACUGGUGGCUUUAGCCAAGAUUUAAUACUUGGACAGGGAGGAUUCGGAAGGGUUUACAAAGGAAGUCUAGAGGAUGGAGAAAUAGUGGCGGUGAAAAGAAUUUAUCAGAACUCUCAAGAUGGGCUUAGACAAUACGAAUCAGAAAUUGCAAUAAUUGACAGCUUGUCCCAUCCUAAUUUGGUUCCCCUUUUGGGAUGGUGUCACGACAGAGACGGCGAACUUCUUCUGGUUUACGAGUAUAUGUCCAAUGGCAGUCUGGAUAAAUAUUUGUUUACAGGAGAAGCUCAGAUUCGGACUCUGCGUUGGAACGAGAGAUUCAGCAUAGUCUGCGACUUAGCUUCAGCUCUUCACCAUCUCCACGUUGAAUCUAGCCCCCGCGUUCUGCAUAGAGACAUCAAAUCUAGCAAUAUAAUGUUAGACUGCAACUUUGUGGCACGGCUUGGAGACUUUGGUUUGGCUCGCCUGAUGGAGCACGAUAAUACUUCCCGCUACACAAAACCUGGUGGCACCCCGGGGUAUAUUGCGCCAGAGUGCUUUCAAACAUGGAGGGCUAGCUCGGAAUCGGAUGUCUUCAGCUUUGGUGCCGUGGCUCUGGAAAUUGCCUGUGGAAGGCCCGCGUUGGACAGAGAUCUUACGUUUUGUAAUAUGAGUUUGGUCAACUGGGUUUGGAGUAUGCAUGAAAUGGGACAGAUACUUGAUGCAGCUGAUAAAUUGCUUGAUAAGGAAAGAGAUGGUGUGCAAAUUGAAAGGUUGAUGCUGGUUGGAUUGUGGUGCUCUAUCCAUGAUUAUAGACAGAGACCAAGAAUGCAGCUAGUUCUGGAAGCCUUAAAGUUUGAAGCUGAAGUGCCUAUGCUCCCGUGCAGAGUACCUGGACAGCCUCAUUGA
Cryptomeria japonica (Japanese cedar) is the source of this 1320-nucleotide messenger RNA. Its product is annotated as L-type lectin-domain containing receptor kinase IX.1-like. Gene Ontology annotation, molecular function: ATP binding; carbohydrate binding; protein kinase activity. Bases 1 to 1320 code for a protein of 439 amino acids. Gene Ontology annotation, biological process: protein phosphorylation. NCBI's taxonomy places the organism in Eukaryota, Viridiplantae, Streptophyta, Pinopsida, Cupressales, Cupressaceae. The transcript has 2 exons. The record is from RefSeq and is a predicted model, not a curated record.